Kwoniella mangroviensis CBS 8507 is the source of this 1710-nucleotide messenger RNA. RefSeq lists its product as uncharacterized. Gene Ontology annotation, cellular component: nucleus; RNA N6-methyladenosine methyltransferase complex. Bases 1 to 1710 code for a protein of 569 amino acids. The transcript has 3 exons. The record is from RefSeq and is a predicted model, not a curated record. NCBI's taxonomy places the organism in Eukaryota, Fungi, Basidiomycota, Tremellomycetes, Tremellales, Cryptococcaceae. Gene Ontology annotation, molecular function: mRNA binding.
AUGACCACGGCAAUUUCAUCGCAUUCGACAUUCCUAGAAGACAUCCGCAAUCGUCAGACCAAAAGGCGAAGGACGAUAGACCCAGAGUAUACAUUCCCACACCAACCUAAAAUACAUUUCAACAUCCGCCGCGAGCCUCCGCCAGUCGGUGAAUCAACACUAGGAGACCUGGCUAGUAAACACAAUGUGACUAAUUAUGUGAAAGAAGAAGAGACUAUAAGGAACGAUUAUUGCGAUUGGUUUGGAAGGUCGGAAGAGAAUGAGUUCCCGAGUAAUUGGAUAUUGGGAGCGAGGGACGAAGAGAUCUGUGAAGAAUAUCCCGCACUUAAGAAGCUCAUGAAUCUAAAAUCCUCUCUCGUCUCCACCCAUUCUCAUCCUCCUCUAUACCUCCAACUUCCAUCCGACUCGCCCAGUGCAGUACAGAACGGACUGGCCAAUAACAAAUUCGAUGUCAUUUUGAUUAAUCCACUGGUAUCAUCAUGGGAACAAACAUCCAACUUACCUAUCCGCCAGAUAUCGUCGGACCCAAGUUUUGUAUUUCUUUGGGUCGGCAAAGGGGAUAACGAGGGGCUGGAAAGGGGAAGAGAGUGUUUUGCGAAAUGGGGAUUUAGGAGGGCGGAAGAUAUAGUUUGGGUGAAAACGAAUAAACAAAACUCCUCUUCAAAGACAGAUGCUCACCCUGCCGACGAAGAUCGUGAACUUGCGAAAAUAAAUCAAGAGCAAGAUGAAAAGUUAGGAUCGCAAAGUAUUACGAAACGAAGAAAGAUCGAAAAUGGUUCAUUAUUCGCUAGUCAAAAAGAACACUGUCUAAUGGGUAUAAGGGGUACUGUAAGAAGAUCAACCGAUAUGAGAUUCGUACAUUGUAAUGUCGACACCGAUGUCAUGAUUUGGGAAGGAGACGACGAUCGUGAUUCUCCAGUAUUCCCACCAUUUCUCUACACCCUCAUCGAAAACUUUUGUCUCGGUACCAGACGACUGGAAUUGUUCCCCACAUCGCUCAACCCACGUAGAGGCUGGGUCACGGCCUCUACCACUCCCGUCUCUUCUGUCACAACACAAGAGGUGGUCCCCUUCGAUCAUACGACUUACCCAGCGAUGAUAACAGAAUCAGAUGGUAGACCUGUGUUACCCUAUCAUACAGAGAUCGACUCCUUACGUCCCAAAUCACCUCAACGUCGUCCACGAAAUCUACCUGGUGGAAAUAGUACAGGCAACCUGACCGCUAACACUACAGGUAAUAGACCAAGUCCGAAUCCUAAUGCGACUUCUUCAAGCUUCAGACCACAGAACAGACAACGCCAACAGCCUCAACAACAACCAAAUCUGGGCAUGAGCAUGCAGGGAUAUAAUCCUUUCAACGGGCAGGUGAAUAAUCCUAUGAUGAACCCUAUGGGAAUGAUGGGCAUGGGCAUGGGUAUGGGUAUGGGUAUGAUGCCAUUCGCGAAUAAUCCUUAUGGUCAAAUGGGAAUAGGUAUGGGUAUGGGGGUUAAUAAUGGUCAACCAGGUAAUUUCGCUCAGGUACCCAUGGGGAUGCAAAUGCCCAUGCAAAUGCCGAUGGGAAUCGGGCAGGGGGUGGGGAUGAUACCUUUUGGAGGGGUGGGGGUCGGAUUUGAUCCAAUGACCAUGGGUGGAUUCAACCCUCAACAAGGUCAAGGAAAUCAAAAUCAGCAGAAUCAGGGCGGAACGGGAUGGCAAGGGAAUUGGCAGUGA